AUGGAUGAGGAAUAUGAUGUGAUCGUUUUGGGCACUGGACUGACGGAGUGCAUCCUGUCUGGGAUCAUGUCCGUGAAUGGAAAGAAGGUUUUGCACAUGGACAGGAACCCUUAUUAUGGCGGGGAGAGCUCCUCCAUCACACCACUGGAGGAGCUCUACAAGCGCUUUGGCCUGCCGGACAGUCCGCCAGAGUCCAUGGGCAGAGGAAGGGACUGGAAUGUCGACCUCAUCCCCAAAUUCCUCAUGGCCAAUGGCCAGCUGGUGAAGAUGCUGCUGUACACAGAAGUGACUCGCUAUCUGGACUUUAAGGUGGUGGAGGGCAGUUUUGUGUAUAAAGGAGGGAAGAUCUACAAGGUGCCCUCUACAGAAUCAGAGGCCCUUGCUUCCAAUCUGAUGGGCAUGUUUGAGAAAAGACGGUUCCGGAAGUUUCUGGUUUUUGUGGCCAACUUUGACGAGAAUGACCCCAAAACCUUUGAGGGAGUGGACCCUAAAACCACCACCAUGCGAGACGUGUAUAAGAAGUUUGACCUGGGACAAGAUGUGAUCGAUUUCACAGGCCACGCUUUGGCCCUCUAUAGGACAGACGAUUACCUGGAUCAGCCUUGUCUUGAGACCAUUAACCGCAUUAAGCUGUACAGUGAAUCACUGGCUCGCUAUGGGAAAAGCCCGUAUCUGUAUCCUCUGUAUGGGCUCGGAGAACUGCCUCAGGGAUUCGCCAGAUUAAGUGCGAUCUAUGGUGGAACUUACAUGCUUAACAAGCCAGUGGAUGAGAUUGUUAUGGAGAAUGGACGUGUGGUGGGGGUGAAGUCUGAAGGAGAGGUCGCUCGCUGCAAGCAGCUCAUCUGCGACCCCAGUUACGUCCAGGACCGUGUGCGCAAAGCUGGUCAGGUGAUCCGCGUCAUCUGUAUUCUCAGCCAUCCAAUCAAGAACACCAAUGAUGCCAACUCCUGUCAGAUCAUCAUCCCUCAGAACCAAGUGAACCGCAACUCUGAUAUAUAUGUGUGUAUGAUCUCAUAUGCUCAUAAUGUGGCGGCUCAGGGCAAGUACAUUGCCAUAGCCAGCACCACAGUGGAGACCAGUGACCCUGAGGCUGAGAUCCAACCCGCUCUGGAGCUUCUGGAGCCCAUAGACCAGAAGUUUGUGGCCAUCAGCGAUCUGUAUGAGCCGUCAGAUGAUGGAUCAGAGAGUCAGAUUUUCUGCUCUAGAGCGUACGACGCCACCACCCACUUUGAGACAACCUGCAACGACAUUAAGGAUAUCUACAAGCGCAUGACGGGAACUGACUUUGACUUUGAGAACAUGAAGCGGAAACAGAAUGACGUGUUCGGGGAAGACGAGCAGUGAGGGUGCGGGGACCGCACUGUGCGUGGGGGUGAAAGGUCGAACGAGGUUGAGUGACGGGGCGGGGCACAGGGUCAUCUCUGGAAAACGUAAAGGAGUGAGGAAAAGACAGAAGAGAAAGAAAGCAGGCAGAGCCUGAAUAGAAGUUUGACCCUGUAGAACAGAAUGCUGUUGUGAACCCUGGGACCCCCGUAGCCCACCCAGUUCUACCUUCACCUCACACAUGCAGACACAGACACAAACACUUAGCCUUCUCUCUUCAACUUUCCCUUUCUCAUCUUCUGCCUGUCUGCGCUGCACUCUUCAUGCUGUACAUUUCUGCCAUUUCCAUUUCUUUGUUUAGUUCCUUGUGGUUUGAGCGUUCCGUAGUGCACCGUGGUGAGAAAUGCGCUGGGCGGCUAUGGAUGGAUGCAGAGUUCACAUAUUUGGUUGUCCUAAAAUGGUUUUUUGAACUGGACGUUGCCGCAUACAGACCCCCCCCUUAGUGGCUUAUCUGAAAUGCUGAUAUGCAGCACAUUCUCGUAGACACAUAUAAAAUGACAAUUAUAAUUUUAAGACUUUAUUCAACACUUGCAAUGGUCCAUAUGUUAUAAUAUGUAAUACACUUAACGUGCAAUGUUUAUAGCUUACAUUAAAAGGGCAUUCCGGCUUAAAACUAACAGUAAAUAUGUUGUCACGUUAUGUAAUAUUCUUUAGCACAGCGAUAUAUCCCUCACCCUCCUUGGUUUGACAGAAAUUAUUUUGUAUCCUUCUAGUGGCUUCAUCCAUCAAUGUUCUUUCAUUGCAGUACCCAGCAUGCAUUACAUAAAUAUGUCAUGCAACCACUGGGAACCCUUAGCGAUAAAGAAGUCCACUGAUGUAGAGGCUAAUAAAAAAACAGAUGUUUCUAGCAGUAACCUGAGCUAUCUGCUUUAAAAAAAUUAUCUGCAUGUAGUGUUUGAAAAAGUCCUCCCACCUUCCAGAUACAUCAUCAGAAGGGGGAUUUUAUUGUUAAUCUGGAAAAUCUCGCUCUAGAGACUAUGAUGAUAUAGGAGAGAAGUGGGCAUUUUCACAACACAUAUAGCAAUGGUUACAUCUUUAAUUAUGGCUGGAGUGCCCCUUUAACCAUUUCAGAAAUCAGGAAAAUGAAGGAUUAGCAGAUUGUUACACGAAUCCUUGUCCAUCUUCAGAAGCAUUGACAUUUAAACACUUAGGCAUUGACUUUUCCCUGUAGAGCUCUGGCCUUCACACUCCUAGAAAGUCAUGCGUUUGUGAUUUCACACAUUUCCACCACGCUCUGCUGUAAAGAUGUUUGCUGUUGUUGUGACCAGCUAUAGUGACUGAUGAAAAUGGGUUCUCCAGGAAGAUGAAAAUGUGAAGUUUGUAGAAUAAGAUGCAUAAACAAGGAGAGUUUGGUGUUGCAAUGUCAGCUUGAGUCUGAUAUGUGGAAGGCCGCAUUAUAGUUAGGGUUAUGGUUGUGGUUAUGAUUAAAGGGGCAUUCCGACCUAUUUAAUAAGAUUAUUGGUCAUGUUAUGUAAUAUUCUUUAGGACAGCGUCGCACCCUUCAGCCUCAUCAGUUUGACAGAAUUCACAGUUUUGUAUCCUCUCACUACAGUACCCAGCAUGCAUUAUGUAAAAACAUCAUAUAAACAUUGGAAGCCCUCACAUACUGAUAAAGAAAACCUCUGAACUGGAGGAUAAAAAAUACAAUUGUUAUAUUUAUCUUCCUAGCAGUAAUGUUAGCAGUCUGGCUUUCUUCUGCAUUAGCUGGCUAGCCCAGUCUUUAAAAAGUACCUUCAAGAUACGUCAUCAGAAGGCUGUUAUUCUAGCCUUUAAACUGGAAAAUCUCACUCUAGAUGUUCCUGUGGCACCGCUGUGGGAGGCAAGUAGGCAUGUUUACAACGGAUGUAGAUGUUUGUCUGGUGUGCCCCUUUAAGGUAAUUGCAUUAGCCUGCUUUAAAAGCAAAACCAUCAGAAAGAGUGUGAUAAGCACAUGGGGGUGUUUCUGUGAUUGUAAGUGAGGCAGUAAGACAAAGGAAUGAAAAUUAGUAGAAGGAAAGUGAAAUGUGAAGUAGUGGAGAUGGAAAUGGAGUCACGUUUGGUGCAAAGUUAGAGGUUUUCUGUUUUGUGAUGUGGUCGAUUUGACUGUGCUGCAUCCCUCCCUCACUGGCAGACCUUUAACUGAACUUAAACUGUGAACUGUCAGGGUUUAUAAUUAGUUGCCAACUACAAGAGAUUUUCGUUUAGCUUCUUGUGUCCUAUUCCACCCUACAAACUCCUUUGUCACCGCCGACCAUUAGAGAUCCUUUGGCUGUGCCCUUGCUGUUGGCUGGAAAACCAGUUUUCCAAAUGCAAGCGCACUGGAAAAAGUGAUGAGUUGAAUUCAGUUCAAAUGUAUGGUUUGUAUCAGUUCCACAUGAAUAGAAGAUGCUACUACUGGAUAUUAAAUAUUCUUAUUGCCAGAAGUAAGUAAACUGAAAGAUGAAAUUGUGCUGACAUUUUAUUUUCUUUUAUUUUAUGUGGAAUUAUGUACAUUCAACAUAUUACUUUUUUCAGUGCAAUUCUGGAAACUUCUUAAAAGAAAGAUGAACUACAGAUGGUACCUGUGCAAUAUGAAUAGCUGCUGUGGAGGUGCUGUUUUGGCAUGUAAGUGAUGGUGUUUGAUCACAUUCCUUUUAAUAUUUUGCUAAUAAUUCAGAUUAAUCCCAAAAAAUUAGUAUCUCAGUCUAUAAUGAGAGAUUUCUAUGCCUCUAACAACACUGCCACAGUGUUCCAGUCCAACCUAAAGGGAAUAUAGCUGAACAUCUCCUUCUCAACCUGACAUUCCUUCAUGCCCAUAAUUUUCUCUCCCAUAUCCAUUUAUUUGUAUGAGUUUACAUCAUCAGAACGGUUGUAAGACUGAUACAGGUUGCAAGUUGCUUACUGCACAAAUGAGUAGUUUGUACAUGAGAGUAGUACAUUUGUUUGGCGAUCUUUUUGAGUUCCUGUAGUUUUGUAGGAUCGCUGAGCAGCAAACUCAGAUACAUUCCACAAAAGCCAAGCGAUGCACCUGCGGGUUUCGUUAUCUGUCACAGCCUGAUCUUAAAGGGGAAUUCCACUGAAAAGACUGGUUUCUUCUGCCGCCAUUACAUCAUGUGGAGACAUUGCUGGGCUGUUGUCCAGCAGUGAUUUCUUACAUUGCAGAAAAUCAUUUGAAUUUAUUAGCUGCACUUACCCUCAAUAUGCUUGUAGAUAUGACAUUUCUUGGUCAGUUUAGUUGCAUAAUGUAUUUGCUCUCUGUUCUUAUCUUCCGUAAUAUUGUAAAUAUAAGAUUAGUCAUUUUGCCUAGCUUGGAAAACACUAUAAACUACAACCACCAUGCUUCUGUGGUUCCGGUUAUGCUUGUUGAAAUGGGAGUGUUGCUAGUCUUUGAAAGUUUGCAUGAGUUAGCUAAAAAUGCCAAGAUGUUUUUGAAUUUAUCCACCCGAGCUUUUCUUUUUUGGUGCUGUACAAUGCGUUUGGGUUAUCUUUCCUACUGCGGCGAGCGAUUAACAGCAUCUAGGAAUAUCUCCAAUAGAUAACCAAUGAAACGUCUCAUCUGUUAGCAACAGUCAGAAUCUGAGAACCACACCAGAGUGGCAAAGUUUUAAGUUAAGGAACGUCUAACCGCGUCUAAGCAGAGCUAUACAAUGUUGUUGGAUGUGCUAGGACAAAAUAAACCAUUGAAAUACAAAAAUGAUCACAGUCACACUCAGACAAUAGGCCUUCAUGCGUGCACGAACAUCUUCAUUUAGAUAUUUUGUCGAAUCCCAAAGCUCAUGGAAGUUGUACUCAAUUAUUCAUAGUCAGUUAUUCGUGAGCUAUAACCACACAAUGCGUGAGAUAUGCAACAUUUCCUCACUGCCCAAGUCAAAUGCUCAACAUCGCCAUGUGAGCUGCUAUACAAGUUAAGUUUGUGUGUUUAUGGUAGUUGUAGUCCAUCAGGUAAAAUAAACGCUAGAUGUAAACUAAUGGCCUGGCGAUGUACAAAUGCUUGAAAGUUGUUUAGAAUUGGUUGCAUUUAAGAAUUUACUGCUUGCCUGGUAAAAAUAAUAAGGCCUACUAAACACAUCUGUGGGUUCGAAAGCUGAUAUGCCCCAUGCUGUCUUUGUUGUCUUUAGCCUAUUUACUUUUUUUAGCACAAAAUAAGCCAGUUAAAUUAAAAAUGGCAUAUUAAAUUACAAUUAGUCUUAACUUUUAGGUAAUAAACUUUUCUUCUCCCGUUUUGAGAUGUUUGACUCCAAUCAUACAUGCAUUACUGUUGGUGUGGGUUUCCCUACAUAUAGCCCUGCUAAUCUGUUCAUUCGUGGCAGCACCUAACAGGAGGUUAGUUCCAGUCAAAAAAGACCAGGCUCCUGUCUCUUUGAAUGAGGAAAAAUCUGUAAAUACAUUUGAAAUCACUGGUAACAUCUGAUAAAAAAUAUCAUAAAUAUUUUGUAGUGUUUGGCUUAAAUAACGCACAAAAAGUGUUUUUUCCCUAGAGUGUGUCUUAGCUGUUACGCAUGUGCAUCUCCAUAUCCCACCACUUAUGCCAUUACCAAUAAGAUGAUUGGCUGGUUUUUUUUUUGAAGGGCGAGACUUCUCGUAAUACAGCCGCCAUGUACAAACUAUACCAUUCAUUUUUCAACCAGCGAACUCCUAUUAUAAUGUCUGUAUAUUAAAAUGCACUCAUUGCAAUUGGCUAUGCAUUUAUGUUUUGUUUACAAUCAAGAAGUGUCGGCAAGAAAAAUGCUAAAAUGCUUGUACCAACGUGGAGCAGCGAAUUUAAUUAUAGAACCUGUUUACUCACUGUAAUUUCUAGAAUUCUGUAACUUCUAGAAUUUUGGUGGAAUUCCCCUUUAACUUUGCCUUAAAACUGGACCAUUAUGAUAACAUCACCAGUCUUCUCAUGAGCCUUUUCAAACCCAAACUCACCUACAAACCUUACACGUACAUCUUCUCUGAAAAAGGCAAGCCUCUUUGUUGCACUUUGUAAUGGUCUUAACUUGGUCUGUGUUUACUUGUGAAAGAGUGGUGAUGUCACCGUGUGGUAAAUGUGUGAAGUCUAUGUGCCUGGAGAGUAACUCAAACGACUGGAAACUAAAGUUCCUUUUUUUUGUUUUACUUAUUUUUUUCUCAUAGAAGCUGCGUUUGGAAUGUGUUUUCCAUCCUUAUAUUUACUUCUUGAUAACCCAUUGAUUUCUAUUUAUUUAAAUUAAAAUCAAUUUUUUUUUUUUUAUCUCAUUUUGUGCCAUGUUCUUUGGUUUAGAAGGACAAGCAGAAAAUCAACAGUGACACAAUCUAUCUUUUAACUGACCUAACAUAAUAUGACUGAUGAGUAGUUGGCCCGUGGGUCUUCUCUGAAAAACUAGUGUGUGAACAUUACCUAAUGUCCUCUUCGAGUAAAUUAAACAGAUGUAUGAAUUAAAACAAUAUGAAACAAUAAAGGCACAUGAAAAACUG
This is a messenger RNA of Colossoma macropomum (tambaqui), 6780 nucleotides long. Its product is annotated as rab GDP dissociation inhibitor alpha. NCBI's taxonomy places the organism in Eukaryota, Metazoa, Chordata, Actinopteri, Characiformes, Serrasalmidae. The record is from RefSeq and is a predicted model, not a curated record. Gene Ontology annotation, cellular component: cytoplasm. Gene Ontology annotation, molecular function: Rab GDP-dissociation inhibitor activity. The coding region runs from base 1 to 1344 and encodes 447 amino acids. Gene Ontology annotation, biological process: small GTPase-mediated signal transduction; vesicle-mediated transport; protein transport. The transcript has 11 exons.